UUCACAAAUUUCUGUUUUAUCGACGGUGCGGUCGGUAACAACGCCACAAGAAUCGAGGAAAUUUCGGUGAUAAAACUGCGAAAAUUACAAUCGCGACCUUUUUACGCGUGUGUUUGCAGCUGAUUUCAGGAAAGCCACAUCAGACGGUUACCACCCAACUGUCAAAAACUAUAAAGUUAACCUCAAACGUCGAAAGUUUUAUCAGUGAAAUGAGUCUGCAGUGGACGCUAAUCGCCGGCUUUCUCUACGUAGAAAUCGCUAUUGUGCUCCUGCUGGUCCUCCCAGUGGCUAGCCCCAAGAGAUGGAACGCCUUUUUCAAGUCAAGAUUCCUGCAAGGGCUCCAAAGACAAGCUGGGAUGUAUUUCAUGAUCCUGCUAGCAGUUCUAGUCCUAUUCCUGCUUGACGCAAUCAGAGAAAUGCGAAAAUACUCGCAAACAGAAAAUGAAGAGCAACACAGUCACUUGGACCGCGAAAUGCAGGGGAGUAUGCGGCUGUUUAGGGCGCAGAGGAACUUCUACAUCUCGGGCUUCGCCCUAUUUUUGUCACUGGUGAUUCGUCGAUUGGUCAUACUGAUUUCGUCCCAAGCCGCCUUAUUGGCCCAAUCCGAGGCGUCAAUGCGUCAAGCCCAGAGUGCCACAACAGCAGCUAAAAGUCUGUUGGCUCAAAGGGGCGAAAUUGCACAAAAUGACAGCAACGAAGCCCAUGAUAAAGAGAUUUCCGAGUUGAAGAAGAAAAUCACCGAUUUGGAAGAAGAGCUUGCAAGUGAGAUACGCGACAAGAAUGCAAUGAAGAAACAAUCAGAUAAUUUGGCCAAAGAGUAUGACCGUCUUGCUGAAGAACACAGUAAAUUGCAGAAGAAAAUCACCAUUAGUGGCGGUGAUGCUGAAACGAAGAAAGAUAACUGAAAUUGUGAUGGUUUUGUAAGGCUGAAAUAAUGGCUUAAUUAUUAAUUUUAAUUUGAGGUUUCUUUGUGUUGUCCAUGUUUAUGUUAAUUUGGAUUGUUAUUAUUAAUUUUUGUAAUAAAAUAGAGUCGAUAAUAUAUUCUAUUAAAUAUU
Tribolium madens (black flour beetle) is the source of this 1055-nucleotide messenger RNA. RefSeq names its product B-cell receptor-associated protein 31. Gene Ontology annotation, biological process: endoplasmic reticulum to Golgi vesicle-mediated transport; intracellular protein transport. Gene Ontology annotation, cellular component: endoplasmic reticulum membrane; endoplasmic reticulum. The coding region runs from base 210 to 905 and encodes 231 amino acids. The transcript has 5 exons. The record is from RefSeq and is a predicted model, not a curated record. Lineage: Eukaryota; Metazoa; Arthropoda; Insecta; Coleoptera; Tenebrionidae.